Messenger RNA from Ipomoea nil (Japanese morning glory), 1113 nucleotides. RefSeq lists its product as uncharacterized. Bases 1 to 1113 code for a protein of 370 amino acids. Lineage: Eukaryota; Viridiplantae; Streptophyta; Magnoliopsida; Solanales; Convolvulaceae. The record is from RefSeq and is a predicted model, not a curated record. The transcript has 2 exons.
AUGGCUACCCGAAAGAAGGAAAUUUCUCCGUGUAUUGUGGCUAGGGGUGCACCAGGAGUCUCUCAUCUGUUUUUUGCAAAUGAUAGUCUUCUCUUUUUUAAAGCCUCAAUUUCUGAAGCUGAAGCUGUGAAAGGUUGCUUAAUGACUUAUGAAAGAAUGUCAGGACAAUCUGUUAACUACAAUAAGUCAUGUAUUGUAUUUAGCGGGAAUACAGCGGAAGAUAGGAGAAAUGCGGUUGCUACGGUCUUUAAUGUUACUCAAUCAGGCAGUAUAGGAAAAUAUUUGGGAUUGCCUAUGGGCAUUGGCCGAAACAAGAAAGAAGUUUUUUCUUAUAUUGAAACUAAAUUGAUUCACCGGUUGAGUGGUUGGAACAAAAAGUUACUUUCAAAGGCUGGGAAGGAAAUUCUCCUUAAAAGUGUUGCACAAGUUUUACCUACAUACACGAUGAGUUUGUAUUUGCUCCCAGUAACUUUUUCCAAACAAGGUUGGCGCUUGCUCACUCAGCCGAACUCUAUUGUUGCUCAACUUUACAAGGCAAGGUACUACCCAAAUGUUGAUUUCCUUGAGGCAAAUAUUGGAGCCAAUCCAAGUUUUUGUUGGAGAUCUAUUCUUGCAGGCCAACAUUUGUUACAGCAAGGCUGUUUUCGUAGAAUAGGGAAUGGUGGAAGUACAACAGUGUGGAAUCAACCGUGGUUGCCAAAUGAUGAUGACCCCUAUGUUCGUACACCAUUACCACAAGGAGGAAAUAUGAAGGUUAGUGAUCUUAUUGAUCCUAUUUUGAAAGAUUGGAACACUGCUCUUCUUAAUAAUAUUUUCCAACAAAGAGACGUGGAUUUAAUUCUUCAAAUCCCAGUUUCAAUUGAGUAUGAUGAUGUAUGGUGUUGGAAGGGAGAUGUUAGGGGCAUAUAUUAUGUUAAACAAGGGUAUAGAAACCUCUUGGAACAUCAUGACAAUACUGUAGCGAUUGCGACUAAUAUUUGGAAUAUCAUUUGGAAGCUAAAGAUUCCCCCACAUGUGCAUAAUUUCUUAUGGCGGUGCUUUCAUGGCAUUUUACCUACAUUGACUGUGUUGGCAGCUAGGAGAGUUGAAGUAGAUAUCAUGUGUCCCAUUUAA